Messenger RNA from Raphanus sativus (radish), 1491 nucleotides. RefSeq names its product putative F-box/kelch-repeat protein At4g39600. The record is from RefSeq and is a predicted model, not a curated record. The coding region runs from base 58 to 1227 and encodes 389 amino acids. Lineage: Eukaryota; Viridiplantae; Streptophyta; Magnoliopsida; Brassicales; Brassicaceae. The transcript has a single exon. Gene Ontology annotation, molecular function: protein binding.
UAUCUCUCAAGACAGAGACUGAUCAACGGCUAAUCAUAUCGACAAACCCUACUUCUAAUGACUCCCUGUUCAACGGCUAAUUUGUACCGACGAAUCUUACUUCUAAUUAAGAAGAAGAAGAAAAAGAAGAAGCCGUUGCCUGAACUCCCACAGACACCGCAGCAUUCCACACCUAUCUCGUCACUUCCCGAUGAUUUGCUAUUGACUUGCUUCGCACGCAUCUCUAGGUCAUACUACCCAACUCUCUCCCUCGUCUCCAAAAGAUUCCGAUCUCUCCUUUCUUCCCCUGAGCUUUACGAGACCCGAUCCCUCAUAGGCCGCACCGAGAGUUGUCUCUAUCUCUGCUUAGGGUUCCCUCCCGACCCAAACACUCGCUGGUUCACUCUCUGUCGGAAGCCUGACCAAACCCUAACCAACAAGAAGAAGUCAAGUGGCAAUCUUAUGGUUCCGGUCUCAGUUCUUAACGCUCCUCCUGUUGAUUGGACAACUCUCGUCGCGGUCGGUCCUUACAUCUACGCCAUCUGCGGACACAUUGAAAAAGCUCCCUGCUCUAACGUCCCGUUCCUUGACUGUCGAACUCACACGUGGCUCGAGGCUCCAAGCUUGCGGCUUGCAUACACUGAUAGUGAACAUGAUGGUAAGAUGUAUUUAGCAGGAAUCGGUGAGAAUCCAACUUCUUUGAACUGUAUUGAAGUGUUCAACACAACGACACGAACUUGGAAGCCAGUGCCGCCCGGAAAACGUGAACUACACGGUAGGGAUAUGGAAGGAAAGAUGAUCGUCGCGAGCGUCAAUAGAACUACUGGUGAGAAGGGUUUGGCUUUUAAGCCAAAGGAAAAGACAGGGGAGUUGCUAGGAUCGAAUACGGAUUGGGAUUCUCCCUGUAUGAUAGAGAACAUAGCCUACUAUUAUAGGUCCAGUGGCGAGUUUGAAUGGUUUGACACCAAGAAUGAUAGUUUUUUGGGGAAAUUACGAGGUUUAGAAAGGCUACCAAAGUUUGCUGGUUACAGUUGUGUCAAAUUGGUGGAACACGGUGGAAAGAUGUUGGUUUUGUGGGACAUGUAUGUCCCUGCAAGUGGGUUUAAGGAGCUUAUUAUUUGGUGUGCAGAGAUUAAGCUUGAACGGCGCAGCUGUGAAGAGAUUCGGGGGGAAGUCGAGUGGUUUGAUGCUGUUCUUAAAGUGCCCAAGUCUUACGAAUUUAUGUAUGCUAUCUCUUCUACUGUUUGAUGGUGUAACCCUUUCUGCUACUGUUUGGAUAAAUGGGUCAUCUGACAAGCGGGUAACGUUGUUGUAGUUGUGAAUAUAAAUGUGUUUGAAAAUGGUAAAUUAUUAUUAUUUUUUUGAACUUAAAAAUGGUAAAUUAUUUCUAAAAACAGAACAUAUGGCUUGGCUUGUUUUUGAAAGAGAUAGUUUGCAGCUAUGCUCUUGCUGUUUGAUGGAUCACAUUUGACGUUUUUGUUGUGAAUAUGUGUUACAAAAUGUUUGAUUGUA